AGGCUGGCAGUCUGCGGCGCCCCCCCCCCCGACCAUCCCUUGGACACUUGACUCAACCUUGCAUGCGAGUGUGUAGAGAGUGUGUAGGUAGGUGGGUGGGAGGGCGAGUCCCCCACCCCCGCCCCUAAAACUUCCAUAGCAAAUAGCAAACAUCCAGCCAGAUUCAAAUCGCGCAGCCCCUCCCGGUGGGCAGCGCACUAUGCGGCUCCAGUGGGCGUCCCUGCUGCUGCUGCUGUGCGCGUCCUGCCUGUCCCUGGCCGCUGACAGCCUCACCACCGCACCUGCCCAGGAUAAAACAGGGCAGCUUCGAGCUGCUGCAGCGGCUGCCCAGCCCGGCCAGCGGCAGGGGGAGGAGACGCAGGAGCUGAACCAUCCGAAUCUCCUGGCCAGGCAGCGCAGGAGCAGCGGGCUGGUGCAGAAUGUAGACCAGCUCUACUCUGGCGGUGGCAAGGUGGGCUACCUUGUCUACGCGGGCAGCAGGAGGUUCCUGCUGGAUUUGGAGAGGGAUGACUCAGUGGGCACCGCUGGUGGCAUCCUUACUGCAGGAGGCGGGCUAAGUGCACCAUCUAGCCACCGGGGUCACUGCUUCUACCGGGGCACCGUGGAUGGUAGCCCAAGAUCUCUAGCUGUCUUUGACCUCUGCGGGGGUCUCGAUGGCUUCUUCGCUGUCAAGCAUGCGCGCUACACUCUGAAGCCGCUCCUGCGUGGGUCCUGGGCAGAGGCCGAGACUGGGCGAGUGUACGGGGAUGGAUCUUCGCGCGUCCUGCACAUCUAUACCCGUGAGGGCUUCAGCUUCGAAGCCCUGCCGCCACGCGCCAGCUGUGAGACUCCCGCGUCCCCGCCUAGGCCUCAAGAGCGCCCCUCCGUGCACAGUAGUUCCAGGCGACACGCAGCUCUGGCCCCGCAGCUCCUGGACCAGUCAGCCUUCUCACCAGCUGGGAACCCAGGACCUCAGACUUGGUGGAGACGGAGGCGCCGUUCCAUCUCUAGGGCCCGCCAGGUGGAGCUCCUUUUGGUGGCUGACUCCUCCAUGGCGAGGAUGUAUGGCCAGGGCUUGCAACAUUACCUUCUGACCCUAGCCUCCAUCGCCAAUCGGCUGUACAGUCAUGCCAGCAUUGAGAACCACAUCCGUCUGGCCGUGGUGAAGGUAGUAGUUCUGGCCGACAAGGACAAGAGUCUGGAGGUGAGCAAGAAUGCCGCCACGACACUCAAGAACUUUUGCAAGUGGCAGCACCAACAUAACCAGCUGGGCGAUGAUCAUGAGGAGCACUACGAUGCAGCCAUCCUGUUCACCCGAGAGGAUUUAUGUGGGCAUCAUUCAUGUGACACCCUGGGAAUGGCAGACGUUGGGACCAUAUGUUCCCCGGAGCGCAGCUGUGCUGUGAUUGAAGAUGAUGGCCUCCAUGCGGCCUUCACUGUGGCUCACGAAAUUGGACAUCUACUUGGCCUCUCUCAUGACGAUUCCAAAUUCUGUGAAGAAAACUUUGGUUCCACGGAGGACAAGCGUUUAAUGUCUUCAAUUCUCACCAGCAUUGAUGCAUCCAAGCCAUGGUCCAAAUGUACUUCAGCUACCAUCACAGAAUUCCUGGAUGAUGGUCACGGUAACUGCUUGCUAGACCAACCACGGAAGCAGAUUCUGGGUCCUGAGGAACUCCCGGGACAGACCUACGAUGCCACCCAGCAGUGCAACUUGACAUUUGGGCCCGAAUACUCUGUCUGCCCCGGCAUGGAUGUCUGUGCCCGGCUGUGGUGUGCCGUAGUGCGUCAAGGCCAAAUGGUGUGUCUGACCAAGAAACUGCCUGCCGUGGAGGGGACGCCCUGUGGGAAGGGCAGAAUCUGCCUGCAGGGCAAAUGUGUGGACAAAACUAAGAAAAAAUAUUACUCAACAUCAAGCCAUGGAAACUGGGGAUCCUGGGGCCCCUGGGGCCAGUGUUCUCGCUCAUGUGGGGGAGGAGUACAGUUCGCCUACCGCCAUUGCAAUAACCCUGCACCUCGAAACAGCGGCCGCUAUUGCACAGGAAAGAGGGCCAUAUACCGCUCCUGCAGUGUCACGCCCUGUCCACCUAAUGGUAAAUCUUUUCGUCAUGAACAGUGUGAGGCCAAAAAUGGCUACCAGUCUGAUGCAAAAGGAGUCAAAACUUUUGUGGAAUGGGUCCCCAAAUAUGCAGGUGUCCUACCAGGAGAUGUGUGCAAGCUUACCUGCAGAGCUAAGGGCACUGGCUACUACGUGGUCUUUUCUCCAAAGGUUACGGACGGGACUGAAUGUCGGCCGUACAGCAACUCUGUGUGUGUCCGAGGAAGGUGCGUGAGAACUGGCUGUGAUGGCAUCAUUGGCUCAAAGCUGCAGUAUGACAAGUGUGGGGUAUGCGGCGGGGACAACUCCAGUUGUACAAAGGUUAUUGGAACCUUCAAUAAGAAAAGUAAGGGCUACACAGAUGUUGUGAGGAUCCCCGAAGGAGCAACUCACAUAAAAGUCCGACAGUUCAAAGCCAAAGACCAGACUAGAUUCACUGCCUAUUUAGCGCUGAAGAAGAAAAAUGGUGAGUACCUUAUCAAUGGCAAGUACAUGAUCUCCACUUCAGAGACCAUCAUCGACAUCAAUGGUACAGUCAUGAACUACAGUGGGUGGAGCCACAGAGAUGAUUUUUUGCAUGGGAUGGGCUAUUCAGCCACAAAAGAAAUUCUGAUUGUACAGAUUCUUGCAACAGACCCAACUAAAGCAUUAGAUGUCCGUUACAGCUUCUUUGUUCCCAAGAAGUCCACUCAAAAAGUAAACUCGGUCAUUAGCCAUGGCAGCAACAAAGUGGGACCACACACUCCACAGCUACAGUGGGUGACAGGCCCAUGGCUGUCCUGCUCUAGGACCUGUGACACAGGCUGGCACACAAGGACCGUGCAGUGCCAGGAUGGAAACCGUAAAUUAGCAAAGGGAUGCCUUCUCUCUCAGAGGCCUUCUGCAUUUAAGCAAUGUUUGCUGAAGAAAUGCUAGCCUGUGGUUUGUUCUCAUGCACAAAGAUAACUGGAGAAUCGUCACAGAUAUAAUUGUGGUGAAGACAAGGCCUACCCAAGGCUCAGAAUGUAGUGAUUCAAUGUCAUUGUCACCAGGAGUCGGAUUAUGGGCAGAAUCUGCUCUCUACGACCAAAACAUGUACACUGCUUCUCAUCAUGAUGGUGACCUUGGAAUACAGAAAAUGGGGAAGUUAUGGAACAUCCCUGGGCCGACACAAAAGAGACACACAAUGAUGAAUGUAGAAUUGAGGACAUUAGAAAUGGCAGAGAAGUUUUGUCACCUACCUCUUAUAGAAUGUCUUCAGAGGCAUCAUGAUCGUGUUCAGCCAUGACACACAGCUUACUUUUACUGUUUGUAAAUGCAUCUGCCCUUGGAAUGUCACUUUAUAUACUGGGUCUAUUAAUAUAUAUAUAUAUAUAUAGUACAUAUUUCUAUAAAAAAGUUUUUGACCAAAGUAGGUCUGCAGCUAUUUCAACUACUAGCUUCCAGAAAGAGCUGUGGAAGAUUUACUGGAAAUUAAGAACUUGCUGCUGUUGAAUACCAUUUUGUGUAUUGUCUGACUACAGGAGAUAACAUUUUAGUCAAAGAAAAAACUAUUUUGACAGCAAGCAUCUUCUGAGAAAUUCUAAAGGGGAAAGGAUCUGUGUGUAUCUGGUCAUUUAAGCACAUCCUCAGGUCCACGCAUUCUAACAUUUGACUGUCUGUGUUUUUUUCAGGCAGCCAGCCGAAUUAUUGUAUCAUUGUGGUGUAGAAAUUGUGUCAUCCUGUGUAUAUGUGAUCAAUAUCCAAGGGUCUUAAUUAGUUUCCUUGUAUUGGAAUUUAAAAGAAAAAGUAUGUCACUGUGUUUUCAAUUUAAAGUUUUACAACUGCUUACUUUCUGUGGCUCCCAGCUAAUAUUUAAAAAGUGUAGCAACACGCAACACACAGCAUCAUGUUAUCUGUUACAUCAAGCACCUUCGGGAUCAGUAUACCUCUUCUCAGCCAGCCUUUAAAAUAUGUUUUGUGUUGACUUGUUUGUUUUUAUUGACAGUUGAAAAAGUCUUAUGUUUUAUAUUGACUAGGUCUAACAGUAAUAUUAAAAUUACUUCAUGUUUAGUCUCAUCUAGAAGAAACAAUCAGUAUUAAUUCAAUUAAUUCAAGAAGUCAAACUCAUUAGCAUUAAUAAUAUUGUUUCCACACCAUAGGCAAUAAUCUCACAAUUUAAAAAAAUAUAAGCAUAUACCUACUGUAUUAGACAACUUUCCCAAUUGCAAAGUGUUUGACUAUACCAGUGAGUAUAUAAAUAAUGAAAUGUAAAUGUUUUCAGGAAGUCUCUUACCUGCAGAAGAAGGCAUUGAAAAUAGUUAAUAAUCAUAAACAGAAAAUAUCCUUUAGACUAUACACAGCACAACCCCUCAGAUAACUCAAAUAAUAUGACGUGUUUUAUUCCACUGGGAAUUCUUUUUUCAUUGUGAAAUACAGCAAAGCAAAUUAUUGUAUGUAAAUUUUAUACUGAUCAUACCAAAUGUGCCUACUGUUAAAGAUUUGCAUAUAAAGGUUUUAAGAAAUCCUGGUUGGAAUUCCACUAAAUGUAUGAGAGUUUAUUUUUAUUAUAGGAUAUUUUAAUAUAAAGAAUUAUGUAAUUGGUGACUCUAUAUCACCUUUAUUUCAGUAGGCCAGAAAGAAAAAAGAAAGGAAUCUUAAUGUCUUUGAUUCACGAAAUUAUUUUGUGAAACAGAUCAACACUCUUCCAAACCAAUCAUCAUCCUUUAGAAUCUCACAGCCUGGUCUCUUUAUACAAAGAAAUUCAACCUAUACCAAACUAGUCGCCAAUACUGACUGGAGGUCUCCAAAUACAGACCAGGGAAUGAAUCCAGUCAAACUGGUCAGAAAACAAAAGAAUAAAGAUCACACUGAUUAUUUAAUGGUACAAAGAGAAUGGAUAGAGUUUUUAAAUGUAACUUUUUCCAGUUUCGAAAACAAUAUGAACCAAAUAGUUCAAAUGUGACCAAAUUCAUAUUUUUAUCUUUUGUGGUUGUGUUAAAAGAAAAUAAAUGAUGAGUAAGCACAAUUGUCAGCUACUCUACUUUCCCAUAUGAGCUUCAUAGUGUUUAAUAGGAUUUUUCAGUGGAUUACUUUUCCCUACAAUAAUGAAUUUCACUCUUCACGUUUGGAAUAGUCCCAGAGAAGAUAUAACAAACAAACCACUAUUCUAUGUCUGAAGGAAUUCUCUCUCCAUUUUAAAAUGAGAAUCCAAUAUUGACAUGGAAAAUGUAUAUAAAACUCCUAAGGAAAGAGACACAGCAAACUAAGAUUCAGAAAAGGGGAGUGUCAGGGAGGGGAAGGGCAAUGGGUGAUAGGGGAAACCUAUACUCACUCCACUUUGAUUCUGUGCUGUCUUCUGUCUUUCUAUUGUGUACCUUGAAAUUUCUCAAGACCUUGGAUUCAGGACGAUGAAUAAGGACAAUGCUCAGGUUUCAAUAUUCCUAACCUCACUUGCAAAGAAAUCACUCCAGGAUAAGUUCCAAUGAGUGCAGGAGAGCCUAGAAUGAAAGAAAUCCUUGUCCUUUCAGAACAGAAAAGGUCACAUUGACACUCCUUGUUGCUUGGAAGCGUAAAAGGACUGCUAUAAUGUACUUAACCGAGUCAACAUCCGUUGCCUUCCUGUGGAAACAGUUUUGAACUAAGAAUUGAGGGAUAGAUCCCAAAUGAACAAAAAAAGUUGCAGCACUGAAAAAUAAGUAAUUUAUUGUUUUUGCAACUGCUAUGUGAAUUUCUGUGAUGAAAUUAUUUAUUCUUAUUUAACAAAAUAUGUGCAAAUUCUUCUAUAUUUAAAAUGUUUUGCUAUUUUUUAAUUUAUGCUACUUGUUUGUGUAUAAAGUGCACUUUGUGAGUUUCUGUGAUGUACACCACUGAUGGCUUUUGUAUUGGUUUUUUUACAGAAAGCUUUCUGUGUUAAAAA
This is a messenger RNA of Mesocricetus auratus (golden hamster), 5951 nucleotides long. RefSeq names its product ADAM metallopeptidase with thrombospondin type 1 motif 5 (gene Adamts5). The coding region runs from base 200 to 2989 and encodes 929 amino acids. The transcript is spliced from 8 exons. Gene Ontology annotation, molecular function: zinc ion binding; metalloendopeptidase activity. The record is from RefSeq and is a predicted model, not a curated record. Lineage: Eukaryota; Metazoa; Chordata; Mammalia; Rodentia; Cricetidae. Gene Ontology annotation, biological process: extracellular matrix organization; proteolysis.